Molecule: messenger RNA, 820 nt
Organism: Ochlerotatus camptorhynchus
Lineage: Eukaryota; Metazoa; Arthropoda; Insecta; Diptera; Culicidae
Product: 27 kDa glycoprotein-like
Exons: 6
Coding region: 30-746 (238 amino acids)
Source: RefSeq, a predicted model, not a curated record
CAGUCACAGUUCCUCGAGCAAACUUCACCAUGAGUGUCAAUAAGCUGAUUGUGCUUCUUUCUGUGGCAUAUUUUAUUGGAGCUGCCCAGGGGUUGCCACAAGAAUCAGUGGCAAUAAUGAUGCAAUUCCAACAGACAUGUAUCGAUACAAGUGGAUUCGAUGAGGGAUAUCGACAGCUCCUGGUAUCACUAGAACCGGCAAAAUCCUGCUUACUGAAUCGUCUGAAUGUGCAACAACUCCAGUUAGAUAUGAAGCUAGUGGUCAGCGGAUCAAGGAAGCAAUUUUUCGACAAGUAUUGUCCUCAGCUACACGAAUCGUUGAGCUGUUUUGAAGAUGCAUUUGAAGGUGUGGCCAAGUGCGCUGGUAAUGAUACUGAUCAGGUGAUGGUGCUUAUAAAGGAGAUGAGCCAUGGUUUUUUGGAUGUGCUGUGUCGAAACGAUGGUCAAAUGUUCUUUGACAUUCAAAAGCCGGAAAUCGGAGCGUGCAUUGGAGAAGUCGUAGAAAAUAGUCAAGACUGUGAGGUGUCGAACAUAACUAGUAAGACACCUAUAACAGGAUUCGGUGAGCAGCAGUGUCGAGAGUUUGAAGAAUCCCGAGAAUGCUUGAAAGGAAAAGUAGAAGACUGCCAAGUUCCAGGUGUAUUUGAUGUUUUUGACGUAGUAUACAGUACGAUAUCGAAGGCGAACGACUGCAACCAGUAUACUAUAGUAAACGAAAUCACUAGCAAUGAGGUUGAUGGUAUUUAAUCUGAAUAGUAGCCAUAAGGAUUUUCGCAUAUUUUUUUUUUUCAAAUUCAAAUAAUCAUGACAUAAAUGCUGGA